AUGGAUGUCCACGUCCAAAGCUGCAGGGCUGAGCGGUGCAUGAACUUGGUAAGGAACCGCAGGGCUGAGCGGUGCAUGAACUACAUCAUUUGCCACAAGGGCUGCAAGCGCGGCCCCAUCAUCAAUCCCCCCCACCCCCCCGCCCGGGCCCCUAGUCAGAACGAUGUGGGUGAGCGAUGGUCCCGACAAUAUGAAGCAGCGAUGAAGCCAAAUCCACCUGCAGGGGCAGUUAGGCAACCAGAUUUAUUUGGUACUCUGCUAGGCCAAAUUACGUAUCAAGUUGAUCGAGAUAUUCAUGGAAUGCAAGAAUGUGGUGAAACAUAUCAAGAGGAUAUGAAGAAGUUAUCUGCUGGUUUGUUGGGAAAGCUUGGUAAAAUGGCGCAAGGUGUUGAUGACCUGCUAAAUACAGCAGCAUCCAAAUGCAGACCUAUGAGUACUGAGGAGAAGAUUGAACUCGGGAAGCGCAUCCGAAAGCUCCCAGAGGAGGCACUUAAUCGUGUCGUGGAGAUAAUUACGGUUAGGAAACUGGCAAGUCAGAAAUCUGAUCAAAUAACCUUGAAGUUGGGAGAAUUGGUUCAACAGCAUGGAUUGCUAGUUGAAUGUCCAUUGUAA
This is a messenger RNA of Miscanthus lutarioriparius, 612 nucleotides long. The record is from the annotation of a GenBank genome assembly. Lineage: Eukaryota; Viridiplantae; Streptophyta; Magnoliopsida; Poales; Poaceae.